UCAUUCGUUGCUUAUUUUAAUUUUUCUAGCUUUUGCUUUGCUUAGAUUCUGUUCUGCAGAGAGAGAGAGAGAGAGAGAGUUUCAGAAUUUAGAGAGAGAAUUUUAUUUUGUUUUUUCGGUUAUCUUUAUUGGUUUCUCUUACAUCGUUUUUGUAGGCGCUGAGGAAGAAGCUUUGGCAGCAUAACUUUGUUGGGGAGCAUAAAAUUCAGGCAAGGCCUUGAAGUUGGAGAGUAUUAGAUUGGAAUCUUAGAAUUUUCUCUUUAGACCAAAGAAAUGGAGGUAUAUGGCAAUUCUAUGGUUGCAGCUCCUUCAAAUGUUAUUUAUCUGUCCAGUAUUUUGGGCCAAGGCGGUCCAAUUCCCGGUCACAGAUGCAACUGGAAAUGUGAAAAUGAACAUGUUUGUGGAAACAUGUAUCGCUGCAAGCUAACAGGGCUGACUCACAUUUGUGAUAAAAACUGUAACCAGAGAAUUCUGUAUGAUAACCAUAGCUCACUUUGCCUAGCAAGUGGUCAAAUUUUCCCCCUUACGCCGGAAGAGGAACAAGCAGUGAGAGGUGUUCGCAGGAAGCUUGACAUGGAGAAUUCGCCCUCUGAUAGCUGUGGUUUUAAGCGUAGACGAGAUGCUCAAUUCCAUCCUUCUCCUUUCGAGAGAUCUUUCUCUGCUGUCAGUCCUAUCUGCAGCCAAGUUGGAGAUGGCAUGGAUAUGAAAUAGUUAUCUAUUAUAUAACUGCAAGGACUCUUCUUUAUCAUUUCUCUUGUCCCUUUGAAGUUUUUCACUUUUUUCUAUCGGAUGAGUAUUGAUAACAGAACUUGAACAAUUAUGGAUUAUUUAUUGGUGGACAUGAUGUGUCCCCUUCUGCUGUAGGAAGUCCUUAUAUUUCUAGUAUUAAUGUAAUUGUAUCCUUUAAAGUAGCUUGACUGUUGAAUGGGGAUUUGAGGCAGGGUCUUUGUACGCAACACGUUUAUGACACUUGAAUUGACUUCAGUUUUCUGCUAAACCUAGUGAGAAGCUGAUUGUCGUAGCUGACUAUGGAAUACAUUCUGGCCUUUUACAUUGCUUGAAUUUGAUUUGGACCUCAGUGAUGCAUAUAUGAGCAAUGUACUUAACUGUAAUCCUUUUUUUAGCUGACCAUCAAGUUUCUAGUGUAUCUGUAAUCACAAAGCAGCCUAUUAAUAUAUUCAUUACUAUUACUACUGUCAUGAGCUUGUAUUCCUUAAUUCUGUAUGAACAAAAAACAGUUAUUUUGUCCCUGCUGAUAAAUCUAUUGAGAACCUUGACUUCUGUAGGCUGAGGUUCUCUCCAGUUUGUCAUAUGAACAAAGUUAUUGGUAUGCUUUUUGGUGAAUUGAUUUUGGUUUUGCUGCUUGAUUCUUCCUAUUUCUGUUACAGGCUCAAGGGAGAUGAUCUAGUUCUCAUUUUCAUUCCUCUUAAUCAUUUUCUGAUAUCUUUUUUUUUUCUGUGAUUUGAUUGAUGGUUGGCUGUCUGAGGUUAACGUAACUUGUGCAGGUUUUGAAGCAUAUGCUAGGAAGGAGCGUUCAAAACUUUAUUUGUGUUGCAUUACUGAAUUAAUUCUUAUGAUAUAAAAUUGUUCUAUGUUUGAAUAUCAAUUAUUGAUAAAUGUCUUGUUUUCAUGAAUGAAUGCAGGCAUUGCAACUUCUGCUCGAGUUUUUCUUUGCUGAAGUUUGGACAAGCCAACUGUUACGGGACUACAAAGAGUUUUAAAGACUAAGUAGGAAAUCCUAAUUAGUAGGGAUGCCUAAUCAAAGAACAUUUAUGAUACUGUACAGAUACGACAGACACUAUUCAAAGAUGAAAAAAUGUGAGGUGACAAGGGCAAAUAAAGGGGGACCUUAUUAGGGAUACUUAUCAGCACAAGCACCAGCAGCAUCAAUCUUUCUAACAUGCAUAUUGUUCCUCUUUGUAUUCAUUGUAUUCAAAGAUUGAAAAUGAAUUCUCUCCUAAUAGCCAUGUUACUGUUUUCUGCAAAAUUUUGUACUUGUAAUAUGUUCUAGGCAGAUGUGAUCAAUCUAAUCUUGUAUCGGUUUAUAUAGGCUGAUGAAGGUUUUUAUUUUGAAUUUAUGGUAUUUGUGAAGCUAGAGGUUUGUAAUGUUUCAUUUUCUAACUUUUGACUUGUGAUUAUUAUUAUUAAGCUAAAUAUGUAAUUAGGCUUGUAAUUGGA
Messenger RNA from Glycine soja, 2178 nucleotides. RefSeq lists its product as uncharacterized. Lineage: Eukaryota; Viridiplantae; Streptophyta; Magnoliopsida; Fabales; Fabaceae. Bases 274 to 711 code for a protein of 145 amino acids. The record is from RefSeq and is a predicted model, not a curated record. The transcript is spliced from 3 exons.